AUGGAGCUUCCGAAACUGAAUCUGGGGUCCCUUAGGGACCAGGUGACAAAAACGCUGGAGCGUGGGAAGAAAGAAAAACCAAAUAAUAAUGGGAAAAGAGCACCAAAGAAGAAUGGUAACAAAGGCCCGAAAAACAGCAAAGAGAAGCACACUGCGAAGCCUAAAUCAAAUAAUAGCCACAAGAAAGAGAGCUCUGACGAUGUUCUCAGAACAGCAGCAUUGGAAUUGGGCGCUACUGAAGAAGACAUAAAGCUGGUUGAUGGCGUGGAUGACGAAGCAAGUGAGCAAGAGUUUGAGGAUGCUCCUGUGGAUAAUAAGCUCAAAAAGGAGCUGUCCAAGUUUAUGAAGGGACUGGAUCUUGAGGAGCCGGAGUCGGUCGAGGAAGAGCAGCAAGGAGGGGAGGAGGAAGUGGAGGAGGAAGCGGAAGAGGAAGAGGAAGAGGAAUCUGAAGAAGGGGCCGGCCCAGACUCCGAAAUCGAGCCAGAAAAAAAACCUGAAGAAGCAAAACCCACCUCUAAGAAAAGCGAUAGACUGCAAAGUUUGCAGACUGUCAGCUCUGACAGACUAGUUGUGCCUCCACGUAACGACUGGUUCAACGAGAAGCUUCCAGAUGUGAAGAGCAGCACACUUCAGCCGAAAGAGAUUGAAGAGCUCUACGAGAACGCCAAACGCAUGUACAACAAGGAGCAAGAAACAUACAUUGAGGAAUUCAACAAGUCAUCGUCUCAGAAACGAUUCCUGUCCCAAGUUCUUACUGGAGGUACAUUGAACGAUAAAAUUUCUGCGCUGACUCUUUUGAUUCAGGAAUCUCCUCUGCACAACCACAAGGCUCUGGAGACCAUGUUUGCCAUGUGCCAGAAAAAAUCCAGGACAGCAGCCUUACAGUGUAUUGAAGCUCUGGUUGAUUUGUUUGUCAACGGUGUCAUUCCCGCUGAUAGAAAACUGAGAUACUUCAACAAGCAGCCACUCAGAAAGGACAUGAGUCCGAAGGAGAUGGUUGUGUUUUAUUUUGAGGAUUAUCUCAAGAAGAAGUAUUUCCAAUUUAUUGGAACGCUGGAAAAGCUUCUUCAAGAUAGCAUUGUGCACGUGCGUACCAAGGUGGUCGGCUAUGUCUUUGCUCUGCUGAGAGCAAAACCAGAACAGGAGGCCAAUCUGCUAAGAAUUGGCGUCAACAAGUUGGGAGAUAUUGACAACAAGGUGGCCUCGAAAACGUCGUACCAUAUUCUGCUUUUAGAGCAGCAGCACCCGGCCAUGAAGGAGAUUGUCGUGGAAAAUAUAUUCGACGUUCUUUUCCGCAAGAACAACGACCACCAUGCCAUAUAUUACUCGACAAUCACGAUUAAUCAGACAAUUUUGACGAGAAAGGAGGACAAGCUGGCCAACAAACUAAUGGACGCAUAUUUCAAGCUGUUCGAGAAGCUGCUCCUCGAGACAGAUAGCAGCAAUGUCACCAAAUUGAAGGAGGCAGACCACCAAAAGGACGGCAGACGCAAGAGAAAUUUCAAGCGCGGUAAGAAGGGAGGAAAGUCGGAGAAAAACGAAAAGAGCGAGCAAGAGGCACUAGAAGAGCGCAACAGCAAGAUGUUUGCUGCCAUUUUGACCGGUCUGAACAGAGCUUUCCCCUUUUCGACUCUUUCUGCGUCUGUUUUCGAGUCGCACCUUGACACGCUGUUCCGCAUCACUCACAGUGCCAACUUCAACACCAGCGUGCAGGCGUUGAUGCUGAUCCACCGAAUCACACAGAAGGGAGAAAUCAACAAGGACAGAUACUACAGAACACUGUACGAGAGUUUGCUAGAUGACCGGCUCGUGUCCUCGUCGAAACAAAAUAUUUAUCUGAACCUGCUUUUCCAGUCGUUGAAGGAAGACACCAACAAGGACCGUGUCAUGGCCUUUGUCAAGCGGAUAUGCCAGGUCUGUCUGAAUUGGAUCAACAUCGGUCCGGUUGCCGGAAUGGUGUACUUGCUUGUCGAGCUCGAAAAAGAGGUGCCUGAAGUUCGGAACUUGGUGUUCAACGCUCCGCUCGAAGACGGCGAGCAGAAAAAAGAGUACGACUCGCGGAAACGAGACCCGCAGUUCGCGAACGCACAGGACUCGUCUCUGUGGGAACUGAACGUGUUUUCGAACCAUUUCCAUCCUACAGUGACUCACUACACGGAGGCUUUCUUUGCGAACAACACCAAGGACCUGCAGAAACCGAACCUCGGACUGUUCACUUUGGCCCACUUCCUGGACAGGUUUGUGUACAAGAAGGCCAAGAUGAAGCCUACAACGCACGGCCAGUCGAUCAUGCAGCCGCUCGCCGGCGCACACACGGGCCAGCUUCUCGUGAAGACCGAUGUGCAUGGACAGCUUCCAACCAAUACCGAAGACUGGAUCAACAAGAAGGCGUCCGAGAUCCGUCCUGAGGACAGGUUCUUCUACGAGUACUUCAGCACGAGACAGGAGAAGGCGCUGGCCUCGAAGAUGGACAGGGAGUUGAACAGGAAGGUGCGCGAGGACGACGACGAGGAGUCUGAUAUCGACGAGGACAGUGUGUGGAACGCCCUGGUGAAAAGCAAUCCCGAGGUGGAGGGUCCUAGCGAGGACGAGCUGUCUGACUUUGAGAUGAGCGAACUGAGCGACGAGGAGGAGCAGGAAGAGGUGGAAGAGGAAGAGGAAGAGGACGAGGACGAGGACGGACUGGUCACUUUGAGGACUGUGGACGAUCUGGAGGACGAUGACGAGGAUGCUGAACAGGAGGAGGCCGAGCCGAGUACGGGCAAGUUCAGCGACUCGUCGGACUCGGAUAUUGGGGAGCUGAUGGGAGAGUCGGAAGACGAGUCGGAGGAGGAAGAGGAAGAGGAAGAGCAAGAGGAAGAGGAAGAGGAGGAGUCCAGAAAGCGGUCAAAACAGUCCACCGGACAGUCGAAGAAGCUCAAGUCGCUGCCUACGUUCGCCUCUGCGGACGACUACGCCGAGUACUUGAACUCUUCCGAAGACGAGUACUAG
Messenger RNA from Ogataea angusta, 2991 nucleotides. RefSeq lists its product as uncharacterized. Bases 1 to 2991 code for a protein of 996 amino acids. The record is from RefSeq and is a predicted model, not a curated record. Lineage: Eukaryota; Fungi; Ascomycota; Pichiomycetes; Pichiales; Pichiaceae. Gene Ontology annotation, cellular component: nucleus. The transcript has a single exon.